UGCGGAACUGAAGCGCCUGUUACACAUAUCAUACCGCGAUUUGCCAACAAUUUUGUUUUUAAAGCUUGAGCAGUGGGAGACAAUUGUUUGUUGAAAUGGAGAAAGUGUGUUUUCUGAUAUAUUCUGCUCUUCUUGUGCUUACUAGAGCCAUUUACGCAAAGAGUGAUGCUGCUCCCGUGAAAAACUUCAGUGGUUCCAGCUACAUUUUCUAUAGUAGCAAUGGUAACUGGUACAAUUGGGAAAAAAGCAGAACAAUAUGUGAACAGUCUGGAUAUAACCUUGUUUCUAUUGAGAGUCGUGAGGAAUGGAACUUCCUGAAUCAAACCAUCCAAAAAGAGAAUACCAUUGAAUACUUCAUAGGUUUGAGGAAAGAUACAUCAACUGGAGUGUGGAGAUGGUUAAGUGAUAACAGCACAGUCAAUGCGUCCAAUAGAGGAUACUGGCCCUGGGCAAAAGGAGAACCUAACGAGGGAAAUGGUAAAUCUAACUGCGCGCAAAUGUACAGAAAUUAUAGUAGUAACUUUGGACGCUAUAAUGAUGUCAGCUGUACUUCACCCUUAUCCCACGCAGGAUUCAUAUGUGAAUUCAAAGGUGGAGGAGAGAAAAAAUCUGCGAAGGCGACGGCGUCCACCAUAACAGGUAACUGUUGGCGUUGUAAUUGUUGAAGGCUUGACCUAUGGAAUGAAUACUACUUCGAAUUCCUAUUAGUACGCAAAACACCAACAAGCGCUCAAAUCUGCGUUA
Messenger RNA from Pocillopora verrucosa, 744 nucleotides. Its product is annotated as L-selectin-like. The record is from RefSeq and is a predicted model, not a curated record. Gene Ontology annotation, molecular function: signaling receptor activity. NCBI's taxonomy places the organism in Eukaryota, Metazoa, Cnidaria, Anthozoa, Scleractinia, Pocilloporidae.